Messenger RNA from Cucumis melo (muskmelon), 1310 nucleotides. Its product is annotated as mitogen-activated protein kinase kinase kinase 20-like. The transcript has a single exon. Lineage: Eukaryota; Viridiplantae; Streptophyta; Magnoliopsida; Cucurbitales; Cucurbitaceae. Bases 171 to 1211 code for a protein of 346 amino acids. The record is from RefSeq and is a predicted model, not a curated record. Gene Ontology annotation, biological process: protein phosphorylation. Gene Ontology annotation, molecular function: protein kinase activity; ATP binding.
UUCGUCUCAACACUCCGUUUCCAUUAUGGAAUUGUUAUUUUUCACAGUCUUUUAAUCUUUAAACUCUAAAUUCCCAUCUCAAAAUUUCACCUUCUUCCCAAGAAAAUAGAAAUCCCCAAAUCCCUUCAUCAAUUCAACAACAUUCAGAUUCAUCCUUAGUUUCAUCAUCAAUGGAGUGGGUUCGAGGGGAUCAACUCGGCCGUGGAAAUUUUGCUACAAUCAGUUUAGCAAAAUUAACUAAAGGGUUCGAUCAGUUCCCGCCAUUAAUGGCGGUCAAAUCCUCUGUUUCUUCUCUAUCCUCUGUUUCACUCAAGAACGAGAAGCAAAUUCUUGAUCGAAUUGGGGUUUGCCCACAGAUUAUUACUUGUUAUGGCGAUGGAUUCAGUGUUGAAAAAGAUGGGGAUAAGUAUUAUAAUUUGUUCUUGGAGUAUGCUAAUGGCGGAAGUCUUGCGGAUGUUGUGAGAACCCAUGGCGGUGGGUUGUCGGAAUUUGAUGUUCGAAGGUAUACGAGAGCGAUUCUUUAUGGCCUACGGCAUGUUCAUGGCAAUGGGUUUGUUCAUUGCGAUUUAAAGCUUUCGAAUGUGUUGAUUUUUGGGAAUGGUGAAGUUAAGAUCGCGGAUUUUGGGCUUGCUAAAUCGGCUGGAAAAUUUGGGGCGGUGGAAACAGAGGAGAGAUUUGAAUGGAGAGGGACUCCGAUGUAUAUGUCGCCGGAGAUUGUAAACGACGGUGAGUAUGAGUCACCGUGUGAUAUUUGGGCGUUGGGUUGCGCCGUCGUGGAGAUGGUGGUUGGAAAGCCGGCGUGGAGGGUCGGGCCGGGAACGGAUAUGUUUGGCUUGAUGAUGAGGAUUGGAGUCGGAGAUGAAGUACCGGAGACACCAGAGAAUUUAUCGGCGGAGGGGAAAGAUUUUAUCCGGCGGUGUUUUGUUAAGGAUCCAAGUAAGAGAUGGACGGCGGAGAUGCUUUUGAAUCACCCAUUCGUUGUCGCCGGUGCCGGUGAUACUACUGUUACAUUGAAGGAAGUAGAAUUGACAACGGAGUCACCCACGGGGCCUUUCGACUUCCCGGAAUUCGUUUGUUCCGGCCAAGGUUCGGAUGAGUGGAGUUUUUGUUCUUCUAGUUCGUCGCCGGAGGUGUUGAGUAGGGUCCGGCAUCUGGUGACGGGGAAGCCUUUGGAUUGGUCUGUCAUGGAUAGUUGGGUGACAGUUAGGUGAUGGAGUUUUGGGGAGUAAAAUUAGUUAAUUAAUUUUUUCCGAGAGGAAAAUAUAUUUUAGGAAGUAUAUAAAUAUAUAUAUAUAUAUAUAUAUAUAUAU